Phytomonas sp. Hart1 is the source of this 4059-nucleotide messenger RNA. The record is from the annotation of a GenBank genome assembly. Lineage: Eukaryota; Euglenozoa; Kinetoplastea; Trypanosomatida; Trypanosomatidae.
AUGGUUGUGCUUGCCCGAUGUCCACGCUCUGCUGAGCAGACUGCGCGGCUUCUGCUGUCGAACGCCUUUCGGUACGACACGUGGGAAUGUACCGCAGCGAAGAACGAGGUCAAGAGUCUGGGAGGUGCGUGUACUACUGUGGAACUAAAAUUUCAUGCCUCCAAAAAGCAAGGGGACCCUGUGAGCAGUGCCGAUGAAAUUAACCUAUCUCUAUUCGACCCGGCAAAAGGAAAAUUUAUUGGGGCAGGGUACAGAUGCGGAACACAGCGCCUCAGCGAACCAAUUGUUUUUCAGUCAACGCCACGCCAGCUGCUGGUGGUGGAGCUCAUAGCGCGCGACGUGCGGCCCAAUGCCCCGCCAGAGAAAAUACGCGUCACGCACUGGGCCUACACCGCCAUCGAGGGCCUCAGCAGAUUCUGCAGCUUUUCCCUUCGGCCAGGGAACGCGCAUUUGCUCUUGCUGGACAAGGGGAUGUGGCCAGCUAUGAGCCGGCUCACCGCGCCCGCGUCUGGUGAGCUGGGCUAUACGUGCGUGAUAGACAGCAGCCCUGACCUUGUGAGGCUGAUGCGGGAGCUUGUACCACCCGGCAUAUUUGUAUCCGAAGCUUUUACUAGGGCCACACCGCAUCCAGAGGCCAAGUCGUUUCGGCUUCUGGUCAAAAACGUCGAGCUCGCGGCAACCACAAAGGACUCGCAAAAUGAGUUGUCCGACCCGCAUACCGAAUGGGCAAUCGCAGCGGUGGCUCACAAUGGAUAUCAGCAGCUGGGCAAGGGUGCAGAGGUGUCUUUGAUUUCCCCACAAGGAAUACGUUCUAAAACCAUAGCCCCCGGUAUGGACAGUCAUGUGAAACGCAACAGCCCUGCGGAUUCGAUAGACAGCUAUUCUUACAGCGUGGAUUCAUCCUACCUUGAUUCUACUAAGGAUUCAAGUAUCAAAAGGCAAGGAAAUAUGUCGGAUGAAUACGCCGUGCUACACUCGGAUAUUCCUCUGGAAUUCAGUGGGCUGCCUGUUCACUCUACCACUUCCCUUGUCAUCGCAAUCCGGUACCGAAAGCCUGGGGAUCACUUCUUCAAGGUGGCAGGGUUCUGUGUCUUUCCGUUGUGUCUGAUGCCAAUGGAAAAUCGCGAUAUACGAGUGGAGAACUUGCCUGCGCUCCGUGGUCCCUUUUCCUGUGAGGACGCUCGCAUGUUAAUGAUGGAUUCAUCGACUCCAUAUGGUCGUGUGCCUAUUGCUGUCACCAUGACCAUAGAGUACCAUAACAUAGAGGUACAACCGGGGUUGCCAAAACCUCUCACAGCAGCUGCAGCGUCCUCACCAAAGUCGUCUUCUGUUGUAAGUAAUGAAGAAGGAACAAAACUUUCCGAUGAUAAGGGAAUAAGUCUAUCCAAACAAACAGAGGAUGGUCGAGUAGCACCGGUGCCCAAGGUAGGUCCCUAUAUUCUAUCCUCUUCAGAAAAGGAAGGGGGGGAGCCCUCUUCGGGAACCGUCUUGGAAGCAAUCCCAACCAACGUUCGUCAACAAAGCGUUUUGGUACCAUACAAAGGAACUGCGGCGCCACCAGUUGGAGGUGACGGCAUCUUCCAUAUGUUGUCUAGUAUAAUGGAGGAACUCCAGAAGGUACGCGAGACGCAACAUCACAUUCUUCAGCAAACAACCGGCGGUGGGCGCGGCGAAGAUCUGGCAGUGCUAUCGCCUGCCCUACUCGAACGACGAAAUCAAAGGCUCGCUGACGAUGCAAUUGACCUGAUUGAUCUGGUACCCCGGCCUGUGGCGAUUUCGUGGGCCGCUCGCCGCGCCAUCCAGGAAGGCCAGCAGCCCAUUUUACACCCGUUCAAGGGCAGCAUCCUCGAUGACAGCACGCCUGCGGUGGGCGAUCUACCGGCCUCAAUUUUUGGCAUUCGCUUUGAAGGGAUAACCCUGGACCGUGUGGUUGCAAUGCCCGCGAAUGUGUGUAUGAUGUUCUCUUUUGGUCCUCUGCCGUACCAGCAGGUAGGGGCGAUGCGCACCGUCUCGGUCGACAAGAACGACGUGACGGAAAGCUUUAAACUUUACUAUGGUGAGCGCGCGGGGUUCAUAUGGCAUGAACCGAUAGACUCACUGGGGAGUGUUUCCAUGACUAAAUUCAAACAGCGUGGGGGGGUGUUGUACGUCCACGUGUACGACGCCCUCGAGAUGUUCUACAUCGCUACGGCCAAAUUGCCGCUGGCUCACUUCGUGAGGCCUUACCGGGCUGUCGCAGGGAUCGUCCCAAUGGAUUUCACCCUGGAGCGCAACUUUUCCAUGACUGAGAAAGUCAUCCCACCGGAGAUAUUUCCACUUAUGCCCAACGCAGGCCAACUUCAUCUGAGUCUGUUCUGUGUCGGUGUGGGCAGAGGCGAUGCCGACCUGAAACUUGCCGUGACGGCCACACUCGAGGAACCGCAUGGCGGUGCACGGUUAAUUGUGGCCAAGCGUCUGCCGUGUACCGACCGCCUUAAUAACGCUUCACAGCACCACCCUAGUGAGGAAAACGCAACCGUCGCCGCACGGUCCCCGGUUGCGGAUUCAACCGCACACACCGGCGAAGCAAAAGACACCGCGAGCGGUUUGCACUGGCAGCGGGUGGGGCACUUGAAGAAGCGGCUCGCGAAGGAUGGAAUCGGAACCUUGCUCCCUGGUGUACCGGCCGCACACAUUCGCGCCACACAGGAUGAGGCAGAAAUGGAAUAUCGUCUCCGUUUCGCGGAGAAGGAACGUGACGAGGCCAAGAGUAAAGCUAUCGCCAAGGCCUUAUUGAAUCGAGUAACUGUGUCUCACAGGCUGCAGGUCGUGGCGUGGAGGUCGGAGAUCAUUCGAACGCCUUUUCAAAAUCCCCAUGCGAUCGCACUACAUUUUUUUGUGGAGGUUGUUCCUGAUGACGUUGAUGUGUGUACGCCAAUAGACACCAAAGCCUUGUCCUUUUAUUUGGGACCGAAGGAACGAACGGAGGUCCCGUUAGUUCUGCGCCUUAGCCCCAACACAUCAGGGGGUUUCGGAAAAACAACCCAGUACGGUGAUACUCGUCACAUAAUAGCAAAGGUCUAUACUGAAAAACGUGAAUUAGUGCGGUGGAUUGAUAUCUACGCUACGCUGGUCGCCCCGAUUGUGGACCGGCGCUACGAAAUAUUUGGUCCAGUUGGUAGCGAGAUCACGAAGCGCUUAUUCUCACGUGUGUUUAACUCGUCAGCGUUCCCUAUUGCGUCAAGUCAGAAAGAAUUACUGCAGCGCUUAGAACAGAUGUGUGGGUUUGUGUCCACUUCGCGGGAGGAUACACAGGCUAAAACUAAUGCCCUUGUUGAUCCCAUCACUCAAAGCUACAUCACAGCUUGGGAAGAAGUGUCCAUCACGACCACAAUUCCAAAGGAACCGAACCAGCAGCGUAUCGAGCACAUUACACUCUUUUAUGAUGCAGCUAUGACACGAGUCUACGAAACGUGGGAACUGUGUGUAUUCCCCUGCCAAUACCUCACGCCCCGUGAAAUCUAUUGGGGUCAGACGGCCGUUUUGGGAUUUCCCGCUGAGGGCAUCGAUGCGAUGUACUGUGAUGAGGGUAACGUAAAGGUGACGCAUGCGGGUUCAUCCUUUGUGCUACAUAUCACACCUCGAGAGAUGGGGAAACAGCAACUUCUCCUUCAUAUGCUCCAACAAAAUAUACUAAAGAAAUUUCUACUUACAGUACCGGUAGUCUACCCAACCCCAACCUUUACGCAGGUGAUCGAGCUCUCCCAGGAUGAUGUCAGAGCUCCAGUUUUCCGUCGACUGAAGUUUACUAAUCAUGGUGCUGCCGAUGAAGUUUUUCACGUGCAUCACAAUUACAAGUAUCAACUGCAGAUCAAUCCGCACACCUUUGGACUGGCCCCAAGUGACUCACAGUACAUCUCGCUGCAAUUCGACAUGUUAUCCCUGCCACCCGGCCAACUCGAAGGUCGGUGGCCUAUGUGGAUUUUUAUUAACGAUUCAAGAAACAAAACGGUGGAGUCCUACCAUUUGCAGGUCGUGCUGCGCGCUCACCCGGUGGCGAUCGUGGCACCGACCUCGUAG